AUGGGCUUUGUAGUUCUUCCCGCACUGGUACCAGACAUUAGCGCUGUGUACGAUGUGUACUUCGCAGCAUUCAAGGACAGCCCGCUCACGCGCGCACUGUUCCCUUCGGCUACCGAGAAAGACUUCACUGACGCGAAUUCGGAGUUUCGACAGGCUCACACCGCCCAUGUCUCGGAGUAUUGGAAAACAAGUGCAACGCAAUACACCUUGAAAUGCAUUGACACCGAGACUAACAAGGUUGUUGGGAUGGCGCUAUACGACGUGUACAUUGCACCAAGUGAUUGGAAGAAGGGUGAGAUCGGAUGGCUGCAGGGGAAAGAACGAGAGCGAGCCGAGGCCCUUGUUAAGCCGCUUUGGGACGCGAGAGAGAAGUUGUGGCUCAACGAGAGAUAUAUCUACUGCCACGUGAUGGCAGUGCAUCCGGAAUAUCAACGGAAAGGCAUUGGCGAGAUGAUCUUCAAGUAUGGAAUGAGCAUAUCAGAGCAGACAGGAUUGCCCACCUACAUAGAAAGUUCGGGCGAAGGUGUCAGGCUUUACGAGAAGAUGGGAAGCCGGAGAUUGAAGGAGAAAGUGGUGCAUAGGUCGGAAGAUAUUUCACCAGAGAAGACCAAUGGUGCGAGGGAGGACCAGGAAGUUCCACUAUAUGUCUGGCUGCCGAAAGGUGGAGGGAAGAGAUUACCAAAGUCUGUAGAGCUCGCAUAA
Alternaria atra is the source of this 702-nucleotide messenger RNA. RefSeq lists its product as uncharacterized. The coding region runs from base 1 to 702 and encodes 233 amino acids. The transcript is spliced from 2 exons. NCBI's taxonomy places the organism in Eukaryota, Fungi, Ascomycota, Dothideomycetes, Pleosporales, Pleosporaceae. The record is from RefSeq and is a predicted model, not a curated record. Gene Ontology annotation, molecular function: acyltransferase activity, transferring groups other than amino-acyl groups.